CCUCUUUUAUAGCUGCCCCACAUGCAACAUUGUCGUGUUCUGUUCGAUCAAGUGUCGCGAAACUGCGCGCAUACACUACCACCAGUAUGAGUGUGAAGGUCUGCAAAGACACUUUUGGGAUUUGAAGAACACUGAUUUCAGUUACAUUGCGUUCCGGAUGGUUUUAUACGGAGCCCAGCACGGCUUCCAGAGCCGGCUACCGAAGAAAAGCAAAAAAUGGGGCAGAAAUUCAUAUGGCAAUAAUUAUCUUUUCGUCCAAAGACUGAUAUCGCAUUUUUAUCGAAUCCCCAUAAUGAAAGUAUAUGAGGUUUUAAGGAAAUCGGCCAAAACCGUUGUCUAUCUGAUGACGCGCACCAACUUCUUUCAUGACUUCGAUAAGACAGUGAGCGUUUUUUUGGUAGGCGGACUGCUAGUGAGGCAUUAUUUCCAAGCGCAGAUGAAUUGUACGUAUCUGAAGAACCACCACAUCAGACAAAAGCCGUUCCUAUCUCGGAUUGUGACUGGAAAGGCGAUCUGUCCAACGAUUGCCCUGCUCAAUCAUUCUUGUUAUCCAAAUGCAAUCAUCGUGAGCUGCGGUGACCAGUUGCUAGUCAGAGCGCUAACCACCAUCGCAGCAAAUGAAGAGAUUACCGUCUGCUAUCACCCGAUUCGYCCCUCUUUAACRUUAGCGGAUAGGCGGCUGUUAAUGGAAUCGAUCUAUUACUUUUUUCGUCCGUGUGUGUGCACAAUGUGUAUCUGGCAGAACAUACUAAAGGAUCAUGGUGUCAUUUGCACUGGAUGCGCACGUAAAUAUGCCGAGCCGAAUGUUAAGAGCUACACAGGAACCAUAGAAACCUGUCUUUCUUGUAUUAAGGCCCAGGACGCCUAUGCACCAUUUGAGAAAGCAGUCUUAGAGGUUCUCAGGGGGAAAUCCAACCCAGUGGACACCCAGUGCAUACAAACAUUCGUGUGCAUGUUAACUGACCAAACUGGAUUUACUCCAUUCCUGAACAUGCAACUAUUCGAAGCACUAGCUGAGGCGUUUCUGAAGCACUUAGGAAGUUUUAAGGACUAUUUGUACGUCUGGCAGUUUCGCAGCAUAAUGCUUUUGAAUACACAGCCGUUGAAUAGCGAAUACGCAAUUGAAUUAAGAUUGCGUAAUAUCCUGGAUUUAAUAGCAAUGCAAACGUGUUGCAACGAUCAGCAAAAUUUUUCAAUCACUACGGAAAUGGAGAGGUCACGCAUUAUAAAAAUUAUUGAUAUAAUCAAAAAUUUGUGCAACGGACUUUUAUUGUAUAUGCCGCGUGAGGUGGUGGCAACUGUUGAAGUGCAAAUUGUCCCAUAUCUCGAUGAAAUAUUAUUGAAUUUCUGCCAAACUAAGAUUGGGAUAUAUUAAUACUCAGCGACACUUUUAUCCUGACAAGGCCAGUGGUGUUCAUACAUUCGGAGCGAUUUAGGUAGCAUUUCAUCAACUGUCCCUCAUUUUAGGUACUAUAGCAUAUUGUAUGCUAUUAAUCCGAUUUUUCAGUUAAUGUCUCGAUGUUUUUCGUUGUUUUUUUAAUUGUGUUUUACAAACUUGUUCCGUUAGUCUAAUACGUGGUUUUUGUCAAAAGUAUUUUUGUCGUUGUAAAGUUGUCGAAAUUGUUCAACUCUAAAUACUUAAAAGUCCGCAAAUUAUUUUAAACGGUUUUGUAAAUCCUUAUGAGAUUGAACAUCUUUUUCUGCUUAGAGUUACGUUUAUUAUUAAUGGCUACAUUUUAUAUAGAGUUUGACGCAUAUUUACGCUUAAGUAUAUUAUAUAUACUAUUGUAAGUAGUUUAACAAUAUUUUUGGAAUUUCUUGCAAGAAAUGGACUUUUCCAAUAUAUUUGUAUCUUCAAUUACUGCAGAUAAACAAGAUGAGACGAAA
Dendroctonus ponderosae (mountain pine beetle) is the source of this 1887-nucleotide messenger RNA. RefSeq lists its product as uncharacterized. The record is from RefSeq and is a predicted model, not a curated record. The transcript has 9 exons. Gene Ontology annotation, molecular function: protein binding. Bases 158 to 1375 code for a protein of 405 amino acids. Gene Ontology annotation, cellular component: nucleus. Lineage: Eukaryota; Metazoa; Arthropoda; Insecta; Coleoptera; Curculionidae.